AUGAACACAAAUUCGCACAACCCUUAUGAACCAUACGAACUCGACAGUCAAAAAUACAUUAACAUGACAAAAAAGAGCGGUCUUGUAGUGUCUGAGCCCGGCUUAACCCAGGACGCAUUUACGGUAAAAGACAAGUUUGAUUAUAAAGGAAUGAUAGAAAAGCUGGAGAAAUACGGACUUUGUGUAAUUGAAAAAUUUAUAGAACCUUCCCAGUGUGAUAAAAUAUUGAACGAAAUCGACCCGCAUUUUUAUAGAUACGAAUCGUGGCAGGGCUCGCCAUUUCCUAAGGAAACAACUGUUGCAACAAGAUCGGUUUUGCACUCGCCUACAAUCUUAAAGGAUGUGGUAUGCGACCGUACGUUUUGUGAAAUGGCAAAACACUUUCUAAAUGAAGAAAACUAUUUUUUCGCCGGAAAAAUGAUUAAUAAAUGUACUAGUGAUAUUCAACUGAACUCCGGUAUUGUCUACAAGGUUGGCGCUGGUGCUGCUGACCAGGGAUACCACCGAGAAGAUAUUGUUCACCACACGACCCAUCAGGCAUGUGAACGUUUCCAAUAUGGGAGCGAAACAAUGUUGGGAUUGGGAGUGGCUUUCACGGAUAUGAAUGAAGCAAAUGGGUCCACACGAAUGAUUGUUGGUUCACAUUUGUGGGGUCCGCACGAUUCCUGUGGCAAUUUUGACGAGAAAAUGGAAUUUCAUGUGAACGCUGCAAAGGGUGACGCUGUUCUAUUCUUGGGGAGCCUCUAUCAUGCAGCCAGCGCAAAUCAUACUUCAAGAGACAGGGUUGCUGGAUAUUUUUUUAUGACAAAAAGCUACUUGAAGCCAGAGGAGAAUCUUCAUUUAGGGACAGAUUUACGAGUGUUCAGGGACUUGCCAUUGGAGGCCUUGCAGCUGUUGGGGCUAGGAAUUAGUGAGCCAUUCUGUGGUCACAUAGACUAUAAAAGUCCAGGGCAUCUCAUCGAUUCUAGCUUGUUUGAGGACGAUAUUGAAAACGGAUAUUAUGGUGAGACAAUAAAGGUAAAUUAUGAUACCAAAUGA
Molecule: messenger RNA, 1038 nt
Organism: Saccharomyces kudriavzevii IFO 1802
Lineage: Eukaryota; Fungi; Ascomycota; Saccharomycetes; Saccharomycetales; Saccharomycetaceae
Exons: 1
Coding region: 1-1038 (345 amino acids)
Biological process (GO): fatty acid alpha-oxidation
Molecular function (GO): phytanoyl-CoA dioxygenase activity
Source: RefSeq, a predicted model, not a curated record